CUGUCUCACAUGAGUUGGAUUUGAAUCCAGUGAAGCCUGAUGGAAUCGGACGCCGGACGGGUUUGGUCUCCUGCUGGAUUAAAAGCCUCGUUCAGUCUGAUGAGAGACACGGACAGAGACUGAGAGCUGAGGUUGUGUCAGAAGAGCAGACGAGGAUGAAACUGAAGCUCUGUAAAAGAGAUUCCCCCUGGGGGAGCCAUAGACAGAUGUGGAGCCCCUGGAGCCACUGACCUUAUGUCUAGAUGAUCUAUGGAUGGAGACCACCAGCCCUCAAAAACAAUCUUCUACUGCUGAGCAAUUCCACAUUGGUAGAUGCAAACAAAUGUUACUCUGUUAUAGCUGAGUAUCUGCAGUCUGGAUAUUUGGUCCCUAUACUCCAUUUUCUCAAAGUUACCUUCUUCUUGCAAGAAAAAGGACCUACCAUUACCGUACUUAGACCAAAGAACUUUGACCCACUAUCAAGCAAAUGCAUGCAAAGCUUCCGGGAAAUCCCAUGCAUUCUCACAUCACCUUCCAAUUGUGUGAGCAUGAAAGAGGAAAGUUAUGGCAUCUCAUGGAGAAUGCUGAGGUCGGGCAGGCAUGCCGUCUAACAGGAUCAAUACAACCUCUGUGAUUAAUGGGCAGAUUUCGCUUCCAUUUAGUGCACUUGGGAAGAAUCAUCUGCCAAGACCAAGAUUGUCUACAAUCUCUUCUGUCUUUAAGAGUUGCAUUUCCAUUGCAAAGUAAUCCCUGCUAUAGACCUUUUCUGGCUCUUUGUAUAAUUUUACACUGUUUCUUGUGAUUUACAAUCAAUACAACCCUUGAAAAGCAGUCAGAAUUAAACUAUCAAUUGAAAGCAAUUGCCGUUUUGGUAGGAUAAGUUAUUUUUACUUCUGGGUCAAGUUUACAAAAUACUGAAAAUGCAAAUGCCUUUAAAAUUCACAGAACUGGGUUGAAAAGACCCUUCAACCAGUAAAGCUUGACCCUGCUGAUUAUUAGGCAGAUUUCUCAUCCAUUUAGUGAACUGGGGAACAAUCUUUAGCGAGGCCAAGACUCUGAAACAGGUUUGUUUGGUAUUCAAGAGUUGCAGGUCCAUUGGAAAGCAAUCCUGCUCUGGACUGUUUUUGCCACUUUUUUUUAUAAUUGACUACUGUAUAUUCAAAUUUACAAGCAGUUCAUCCCUUGUACAGCAGUGAAUCAAACUGUCAUUCACUUUUUUUACUGUAAAAUAAUAAAUUUUUACUUUUUUUCUGGGUCAAGUUAAAAAAAAUAUUGGAAAUGCAAAUGCCUUCAAAGUUAGCAGAACUUGGUUGAAAAGGCAAUUGCUCCAAUCAGCGCAGUAAAGCUUUUGACUUUUAAUGGAUUCAUGGGCGGAUUACUUUUCCAUUUAGUGUGCCAGGGAAGACUUAUCUGCCAAGACCAAGACUGUGAAACAAGUUUCUUCGGUUUUCAAGUGUGCCAUUUCUAUAAAAAUAAAAAAUCCUGCUCUUGACCUUUUUUUUUUUUGGAGUUUGAAUCAUUUAGCACUGCUUCUUCAGACUUCCAAUCAAUUUGGAGAAGAAUCAUUUGCCGACACCAAGAUUGCAAAACUAAGUCUCUUUGGUCUUUAAGAGUUGCAUUUCCAUUGCAAAGUAAUGCUGCUCUGGAACAUUUUUGGCACUUUUUUAUAAUCUAACACCAUUUCUUCAGAUGUCAAAUCAAUAUGACCCUUGAAAAGCAGUGAAUUAAACUGUCAGUUGGGAGCAAUAGGCUUUUUGUAGAAUAUUUUCUUUUCACUUUAUUCAAGUUUACAUAAUAUUAGUAAUGCAAAUGCCUUCAAAGUUCACUGAACUGGGAUGUAAAAACAACUGCUCCAACCAGCCUAGUAAGGCUUGACCAGCUACUUCGAAAUCCCUUCCAACCCAAGUGCAAAGGAGCGGACAACAUUGCUGUGAGUGAGUGUAUGCGGUGGUGGCCCUCAGCAUGGUGUUGCCACCACCGGACAAGCGGCAUGUGUGUCUUACCACCUUUGUCAUCAUGACCAGCAUGGCAUUCAUGGACGCCUACCUGGUGGAGCAGAAUCAGGGGCCACGAAAGAUCGGAGUCUGCAUCAUUGUCCUUGUUGGGGACAUCUGCUUUCUUAUCGUCCUUCGCUAUGUGGCGGUUUGGGUUGGAGCAGAAGUGCGGACAGCUCGACGAGGAUAUGCCAUGAUCCUUUGGUUCCUCUAUAUCUUCGUGUUGGAGAUCAAGCUUUACUUUGUCUUCCAGAACUGUAAGGCUGAUCGCAAGAGUCUGGAGACUGUUGCCCGUAAGGCUUUGACUUUAUUGUUGUCCAUUUGUGUGCCAGGCCUCUACCUGGUUCUGGUGGCUCUGGACAGCAUGGAAUACGUCCGUACCUUUCGGAGGAAGGAGGACAUGAGGGGCCGGCUCUUCUGGGUGGCUUUGGACUUGCUGGAUCUGCUGGAUAUGCAGGCAAACCUUUGGGAGCCACAGCGGACAGGUUUGCCCAUUUGGGCAGAAGGUUUGAUGUUCUUCUACUGCUACAUUUUACUUCUGAUUCUUCCCUGCGUGUCCCUGAGCGAGAUCAGCGUGCAGGGCGACCACGUGUCUCCCCAAAAGAUGAUGCUUUAUCCUCUUCUCAGUCUGGUCACCAUCAAUAUCGUCACCAUCCUCAUACGUGGUGUCAACAUGGUGCUGUUCCAGGACAGCCGGGUUUCCACCAUCUUUGUCGGCAAGAAUGUGGUGGCUAUUGCGACCAAGGUAUGCACCUUUCUCGAGUAUCGGAAACAGUCGCGGGAAUUCCCAAAUCGAGAAAACGCAACCGGAAUUCCUAUGGAAGUCCAGCAGAACUCGGUCGGACACGGACAAGCUCUGCCGAAUGUCACGAGCCUCCCACUUGAACCCACUCCAGCACGGGAGAUUAUGGAUACAUGACCAAGGAACCAAAAUAGAGGAUUCUGAGCCAACAAGGAGCAUUCGAACCACCAGAUAUGAACGGAUGAACUGUUUUGAGGUACUUUGGUCCAGCGUUAUGUGGUUUUCCGUCCUCUUCUGUACUGAGGUGAAUCAGCCAAACAUGAGCUGUGUUGUUUAAAGAAAAACAUUCAGUGUUUUAUGAUUCGUUCACCACAGAUUGCAAUGAAGGACCAAGUGCUGUUUUCUUUCUAUGACUGUAGUGCAAAAUACUUUUCCUGUUUGAGAGACCAAACUCUUGUUUCCACAUCCAUUUUUUUGGGUCUGAAUUCAUGUUGUCAAGCUGCAUCAGAUAUUUUCCUCUAUUACAAGUAUUGAAUGGGAGAAUGGAAAAAGAAUGCAAUGAAUUUAUUAUUGAGGGAACUAGUUAGGUCAGGUUGAUGUUUAUGACCAAAUGCUGGGGAGUAGUCCUACAUGCUUGAAAUACGUGUUUGCAUUUGUGUUUUACGAUGUGUUGACAUUUUUUUUUUUAAAUGAAAAUGAAAGGGAAAAGUAAGAAAUUUGUUUCCAGUGACCUUCAUGGA
Molecule: messenger RNA, 3455 nt
Organism: Carassius auratus (goldfish)
Lineage: Eukaryota; Metazoa; Chordata; Actinopteri; Cypriniformes; Cyprinidae
Product: transmembrane protein 121-like
Exons: 2
Coding region: 1942-2892 (316 amino acids)
Source: RefSeq, a predicted model, not a curated record